This is a messenger RNA of Tyto alba (common barn owl), 3399 nucleotides long. It is a transcript of the gene NPLOC4, whose product is annotated as NPL4 homolog, ubiquitin recognition factor. The coding region runs from base 156 to 1985 and encodes 609 amino acids. Lineage: Eukaryota; Metazoa; Chordata; Aves; Strigiformes; Tytonidae. The transcript has 17 exons. Gene Ontology annotation, cellular component: nucleus. Gene Ontology annotation, molecular function: ubiquitin protein ligase binding; ubiquitin binding. Gene Ontology annotation, biological process: ubiquitin-dependent protein catabolic process. The record is from RefSeq and is a predicted model, not a curated record.
CGGGCGCGGACGGGUGGCCGGGCCCGGGAGGCGGAGGGGCCGGAGAGGGACCGGGCCGUGGUGAAAGCGUCGCGAAACGGGGCCGUGAGCUCAGCGGGACCCGGCGGGGAAUUGGGCGAACGCGGCGAGUCCCGGUCCCCGGUGGGCUGAGCGUCAUGGCGGAGACGAUCAUCAUCCGCGUGCAGUCGCCGGAAGGAGUGAAGCGCAUCACGGCCACGAAGCGUGAAACGGUGGCGACGUUCCUCAAGAAGGUUGCAAAAGAAUUUGGUUUCAGGAAUAAUGGCUUUUCUGUCUACACCAAUAGAAACAGGACAGGAGAGAUCACAGCGUCACAAAACAAAUCCCUCAACUUACUGAAAAUCAAGCAUGGCGAUAUGCUGUUCCUCUACCCCUCGAGCCCGGCUGGCUGCUCCUCAGAGACCAUGGACACCUCUGUCUCCCAAGGCUUGCGGCCUGUGGGGGCCCCCCAAGUGGUAGAAGAUGAGAUCGACCAGUAUCUGAUCAAACAGGAUGGGAAGAUUUACCGAAAUCGAGACCAGCAGCUGUGUCGCCACGGCCCCCUGGGUAAAUGUGUGCACUGUGUGCCGCUGGAGCCUUUUGAUGAGGAUUAUUUAAACCAUCUGGAACCUCCUGUGAAGCAUAUGUCCUUCCAUGCCUACAUCAGGAAGCUGACCGGAGGGGCAGACAAGGGGAAGUUUGUUGCCCUGGAAAACAUCAGCUGUAAGAUCAAAUCAGGCUGUGAAGGACACCCUCCUUGGCCAGAAGGCAUUUGCACAAAGUGUCAGCCAAGUGCCAUCACCCUCAAUAGGCAGAAAUACAGGCAUGUUGACAACAUCAUGUUUGAGAACCACACCAUUGCAGAUCGCUUCCUAGACUUCUGGCGGAAGACGGGAAACCAACACCUGGGGUACCUGUACGGCCGGUACACAGAGCACAAAGACAUCCCGCUGGGGAUCCGGGCGGAGGUUGCUGCCAUCUAUGAACCCCCACAGAUCGGUACCCAGAACAGCCUGGAGAUCCUGGAAGAUCCAAAAGCUGAGGUUGUGGAUGAGAUCGCUGCCAAGCUUGGACUGAGAAAGGUUGGCUGGAUAUUUACUGAUCUGGUCUCUGAAGACACACGGAAAGGGACUGUUCGAUACAGCAGAAACAAGGACACGUAUUAUCUCAGUGCAGAGGAGUGCAUCACAGCUGGAAACUUUCAGAACCAGCAGCCCAACAUCUGUCGCCUUUCUCCAGAUGGUCAUUUUGGAUCCAAGUUUGUCACAGUUGUGGCUACAGGUGGUCCCGACAACCAGGUCCACUUCGAGGGGUACCAGGUCUCGAAUCAGUGCAUGGCGCUGGUUCGAGACGAGUGUUUGCUGCCCUGCCGAGACGCGCCGGAGCUGGGCUACGCCAAGGAGUCCAGCAGCGAGCAGUAUGUGCCCGACGUGUUUUACAAGGACAUAGACAAGUUUGGCAACGAGAUCACACAGCUGGCUCGCCCGCUCCCGGUUGAGUACCUAAUCAUAGAUAUCACCACAACUUUCCCCAAGGAUCCAGUCUACACUUUUUCUAUUUCUCAAAAUCCAUUCCCCAUCGAGAACCGCGAUGUGCUGGGAGAAACUCAGGACUUCCACAGCUUGGCCACGUACCUGUCCCAAAAUACUUCCUCCAUUUUCCUAGACAUCAUUUCCGAUUUCCAUCUGCUCCUCUUCCUGGUCACGAACGACGUCAUGCCUCUGCGGGACAGCAUCAGCUUGUUGCUAGAAGCCGUGAGGACCAAGAAUGAGGAGCUUGCACAGACCUGGAAAAAAUCAGAGCAGUGGGCCACCAUUGAGCAGCUCUGCAGCACAGUGGGUGUCCAGAUCUCAGGACUGCAGGAGUACGGGGCCAUGGGCGGCUCGACGCACAGCGCGGCGGCGGCCGUCUGGUCCUGCAGGCACUGCACCUUCAUGAACCAGCCGGGCAUGGACCACUGCGACAUGUGCAACCUGCCCCGCACCUAGCCCCGCCGGCAGCCUCCAAUACAGAGCAAACCCUCGAGCAGCAGGAGUGGUGCUUCUCCCUUCCCCCUCCUCCCUUCUGCUUCCCCCCCCAACCCCCGGGGUGUGCGGAGCUGGGCAGGGGGUGAUUUCCCCCCCCCCCCCCCAUUAACUCCUCGCUCCAUUUUGGGGGCAGCCCCAUUGUCGCAGCAGGAGCUGGGCGCCUUGGCUUUAUCUCGACGCUGCCCUCCCCCCAACCCCAGCCUAAAAAACCAACCCUUAACCUCAGCCUUUGCCUGCAGCAGGGCUGGGCUGUCCCAGUCUGCUCCCAGCUGAGCACUGGGGGGGUUCUGGGAGGGGGCUGUGGCCCCCCAGGGCACCUCCCUCCCUGCCCCUUUGCCUGCCCAAAGCAGCCUCACAGGGGAGGGUUUAGCAUCUUCACCCCCCCCCCCCCAGCAGCUUUGCUCCCCCUUUUCCCUGCCCGCCAGCCCUGGGUACCAACAGCUUCCCCAGUAACGGCCCAGACACCCCCAAUAACGGCCCAGACACCCCAGUAACGGCACUGGGCCGGACAACAGCUCUGCCAGGUGGGCACUGCUCCCGGAGCGGGGCAGGGGGUGCCCACCCACUCCCCCCACUUUGGCACCAGGCACGGGGUGGGCAUGUACCAGCUCUGGGCUUGGCACCGUGGGAUGGGGAGGGGAAGGGGGGGGGGGGGUGUUGUUGGGCGCUGCGUCACCCCGCAGGGAGCGGUUCAGCUCCCGGGGAAGGGGGCGAGGUGCUUGGGGCAGCAGCUCCUUCCCCCUCCUUGCGAGCGAAGCCGGGCGGGGGGGUGGGGAGUGGUGUAAUAUGGGCACCCACCUUGGCUUCAGUGUGCCAGGAGCCAGCCCCCCCUCCCUGUGCCUGCAUCCCCCCUAGAGCUGGGGGGGGGGGUCAAGUCACCCUCUUGCAGCUCCCUCUCCCCUUUAAACCCCUCCUGGGGGCUGCCCCCAGGCCAGGCUGCUUGUGGGGGGGGGGGAGCUCAGCCCUCCCCUCACAGGCUCCCUGACCCCUGCUGCACCAGCCUGGACCCCCCCCCCCAGCCCCAGCGCUGCAGGUUCAGACCUUCAUUAAACCCCCCAGGGCCCCGCACCCCGCUCCGGGGAGGGAGGCAGGAGGCUCCAUCCCACGCCAGCACAGCGUUGUCGCUGCCUUCUCCAGCUGGGCAGGGCCCCCCCCCCCCCGGCACCCCCCCUGCCCCAGCUCUAUCCCGCUGGUGUUAACAGAGCAGCCGGCGCUGGGCUCGUGGGUUUGCUUUUUUUCCCCCCCCCCCCUCCACCACCUCCUCUUCCUCGGUUUUGUUGGCGUUUGGGGUUGCAGCGGAGUGCGGUGCCUGGGCCGGAGCGACCCGGGCGCGGGGUUCUGCGCGGAACGUUGAAUAAAAGCACCUGAAACGCGA